AUGAAGCUCUUCAGUCCCACGCGCAGAAGCGCAGCUAGCGCACUCCUUUCUCUCACCCUCUUCAACACUGUCUCCGCCCAAACCAUCCCGGCCAAUGGCACCGUGUACGAUUACAUCGUCGUCGGCAGCGGCCCCGGCGGUGGUAUCGUGGCCUCCAACCUCGGUAAGGCCGGCUACUCGGUACUCCUGCUCGAAGCCGGCGAUGAGUCGCCGGGAAGCGGCUUCGGCAAGUACACCCCGACGGUGACCUGGGACUUUUACGUCAAGCACUAUCCGGAGGGCGACCCACGCGAUAACCAGUUCAGUCAUCUGACGUGGUUGACGCCCGAAGGCCGGUACUGGGUGGGCAACACGGGUGCGCCGGAGGGGUCGGAGCUGUUGGGGGUGUAUUAUCCGCGGGGUGCGACGCUGGGCGGGUCGUCGAUGAUCAAUGCUAUGUCUACGUGGUUGCCCAGUGAUAAUGAUUGGGAUUACCACGCCGAGGUUACCGGUGAUGAUAGUUGGAGAGCCGAGAACAUGCACAAGAUCUUCACCAAGAUCGAAAAGAACAACUACAUGCCGGCCGACACCCCCAACCACGGCUUCAACGGCUACUUUCAAACCCAAAUGGACGUGCGCCAACAGGGGACCCCGCAGGAAGGCAACGCCGUCAUGGCAGCCUACGCAGCCGCCUGGAACCUCACGCUUCCCAUGUCCGACCUCCUGAUCCGCGACCCCAACGAGAUCGGCCCCGACCGCGACGCCACCAACAGUAUCUACGGCAUUGUCCACCACGAGUACGCCAACGGCGACCGCUACAGUUCGCGCAACUAUGUCCAGGACUCCGUGGCGGCCGGCGCCAACUUGACCGUCUCGCUCACCUCCCUAGCCACGCGCGUAUUAUUUGACACUUCAUCAGCGUGUCAACCGGCCAACGACACCGCGGGUGCUCCCCUUCCGCGAGCAACAGGCGUAGAAUUCCUCUUCGGAAAAUCCCUCUAUCAAGCCGAUACCCGCCGGGAUCCCAACACCCCAGGUACGAAGCUCACAGCGCUGGCCCGACGCGAAGUCAUCAUCUCGGGUGGCACCUUCAACUCCCCGCAAAUCCUCCUCCUCAGCGGCGUGGGCAACGCCACAGAGCUCACGGCCCUCGACAUCCCCGUCAUCGCUGACCUACCCGGCGUCGGCCGGCACCUGAUGGACAACCAGGAGAUGCCUAUCGUGGGCACAGGCAGUGGCGGGUCGGGGACCGCGGGCAUAGCGAUGUACGAGACUGCGCAUUCCCCGCGUGAAGGGGAGCGGGAUAUGUUCCUGAUGGGCGCGCAGGGGUUUUUGUUUAGGGGGUUCUGGCCGGAUGAUCCGGUGCAUGUGCCCGAGGAGGCGGCGGCGCAGCCGUAUGGGGUGAGUAUCGUGAAAGGGGCGAGCAUGAAUGAUGGCGGGUGGGUGAAGUUGCGGAGUGCGGACCCGACGGAACGGCCGGAGAUUAAUUUUAAUCAUUUUGCGGAGGGCGCCGAGUAUGAUUUGGAGGCGAUGAAGGAUACGGUGGCGUGGAUUCGGACGGUGUAUCAGGGCGUGGGGAUUACGCCGUUGGAACCGCCGUGUGGGUUGGACGAGGACGGGGGAGAAGCGGUACCUGAUGAGAAUGGGUCGUGUGGAGAGGCGGAUGCGGCGUGGAUUCAGAAGCAGACAUUUGGGCAUCACCCGACAUCGACGAACAAGAUUGGGGCGGAUGAUGAUCCGAUGGCGGUGUUGGAUGGCAAGUUUCGGGUUCGGGGGGUGAGUGGACUGCGGGUGGUUGAUGCUAGUGCGUUUGCGCGGAUCCCGGGGAUUUUCCCGGCUGUGUCAACGUUUAUGAUCUCACAGAAGGCGAGCGACGAUAUGUUGGCUGAGCUGGAGGCUGGGACGGCGCUGCAGGAGUGUCAAUUGGUUUAA
Molecule: messenger RNA, 1911 nt
Organism: Dichotomopilus funicola
Lineage: Eukaryota; Fungi; Ascomycota; Sordariomycetes; Sordariales; Chaetomiaceae
Exons: 2
Coding region: 1-1911 (636 amino acids)
Molecular function (GO): oxidoreductase activity, acting on CH-OH group of donors; flavin adenine dinucleotide binding
Source: RefSeq, a predicted model, not a curated record